Brenthis ino (lesser marbled fritillary) is the source of this 249-nucleotide messenger RNA. The record is from the annotation of a GenBank genome assembly. NCBI's taxonomy places the organism in Eukaryota, Metazoa, Arthropoda, Insecta, Lepidoptera, Nymphalidae.
AUGGCCGAACAGAAUGCAGAACCCGUAACGACCGAUGUAGAGAGUAAUUAUACUGCAACAGCUAAUGAUCCAAAAAAUAUGCAUGAAGUAACGCAAUAUGUUCAGUCUUUACUACAAAAUAUGCAAGACAAAUUUCAGAGCAUGUCAGAUCAAAUUAUAAAUAGAAUAGAUGAAAUGGGUUCGAGAGUUGAUGAACUAGAAAAAAAUGUUACAGAUCUUAUGACACAGGCAGGUGUAGAAAAUGAAAAG